Molecule: messenger RNA, 1233 nt
Organism: Spodoptera frugiperda (fall armyworm)
Lineage: Eukaryota; Metazoa; Arthropoda; Insecta; Lepidoptera; Noctuidae
Exons: 3
Coding region: 47-910 (287 amino acids)
Source: RefSeq, a predicted model, not a curated record
GUCUACCGCAUUCGCAUCAUUUCGAGUAACCUGCGCAGUACAUGUGAUGAUUGUCAAAGCAUUUACUUUAUUAAUUCUCGUGUCGUACGCAAUUGGUGAAUUGUGUGUGAACUACGAUUUCGAACAAGGUUUCUAUGAAUUGUUUAGUGACAAUGGCGUGUGCCAUAGUCUCCCGCUCUGGUUUAUCGGUAAAUACGAAGAUUUAAAUAUGAUUGGAGAGAAUGGGAGCACGACUUUUAUCACACCUAGUUCUCAAUCGUCUGCAAGUUGUGCGUCGUCAUUCGUUUUUUCAAUGAAUUCGGGCGGUACUAUCGAAGUGGACAUUUACAUGGAACGGUCUGAUGUCAAUGAUCAGAUUCAGGUCUUCGUCAGUCAAGUUGUGGCUGGUGGUGGCUCCUUUGUGAGAGCGAAAGCUGAGAGUGGAGUUUCGGGAUACUCCGCAAAUGGCACUCAAACAUUGAAGAUCACAUUAAAUGGUACAGACAAUUAUGAAGGAUUUAUAUCCAUAGUGGGGAAAGCAGCUCCAGAAUCAGUGGUACUAGUAGACGCUUUCCGAUACACACCACCGCACGUAGACGCCUCAUAUUGUCAAGAUCCAAAGAACGUUUUAAAUCCCUUCAGCAAUGUGAACACAGCUAAAAAGACCAUAGUCUCUAUAAAUGCGACAACUGCAAUUAAUGAAACGACCACGUAUAAUGCAACUUCCUCAAGUUAUAACAGUACAAGUUUAAACUAUAGUACUACGCUACCUACAGUUACGUCAUUGGAGACAGAAAAAGGAUCUGAUGAUAGUGGAAGACGCCCUCGACCUCCUCGACCUCCAACCUCCAUACCUAACUCAAAUCCAAUGAACUUAGCUCCAAUAAUAACUAUUAUUUUAUCUCUCACUGUACUAUCAGCUUUAGAUUAAUAGAGAUGAAGAACUGCUAAAGCCGCCCUAAGACUUCGUGCAAGCGAUCGUGUUUUUACGAUCACUAAGCUAACGAGGCAUUUUAGUUUGCUGAAUAACGGGCAAGUAGGGACCCAGGGGCCUUAGUCUGCUAUUACAAUUGUGUCAGAAUGGUCGUUCACUGAGCAGUGCAAGAGGGACGGAGCUAUGUAGGUUGUAUAGCUCCAUCCCUCUCGCACUGCUCAAUGAUCGACCAUUGUGACACAAUUGUAAUAGCAGACUAAGGGCCCAGACAAUCAACAAUCAUGCAGGGAACGUGCUCCAUCGUAGGCCGCAUCAUCACU